AUGUCGAGGGAACAGCCGUCGAUGCAAGUGUCCGCCGCCAACGCUUCCGCCUCGCGGCAUGCCCCCGAUGGCCAGCCAUCCCCAGCCAACUCGGCCUCUGCAACGCCCACGAACAACUCGCCCUCCUCGCCGGGGCCGAUGAACGCGCCGCCUCAGCUCCCCCAUCAGCUCCCUCAUCAGCCUCUCCAGGGCCAGUCGCGCCAGCUGCGGCCGCUCAAGACCCCGCUCUACGUCCCCGCGGCGCUGCGUCGAACUGAGCGGCCUCCAAAGCCGUCGCCUCUCACGCCGCCGCGCAGCGUCCACGGCUCAGUCGACGGGCAGGACGGGCAGGACGGCAGCAUCACGCCCACAGAAAACUUAUCUCGCCGGUCGACGGUCGACAGCACUCGCAGCAGCGUCAGCAGGCUCGCCCAGGACGAGUGGCUGCGGGACCAGAAUCUUGGAGAGGUCACUGGCUCGCCUACCAGGGAGCACUGGAAGGCUGACUCGGCUUCUCCGUCCUGCGACUCGCCCGUGUGCAAAUCCUUCUUUGGCAUCUUUGUACGCCGCCAUCACUGCCGGCACUGCGGCCAUGUCUUUUGCUCCUCCCACACCCCCUACACCAUCCCACUCGACCAAAAUGCCAGAUUUCACCCGGAUGGCAUCCCCUCACGCAGCUGCGACCUUUGCUGGGCUGCCUACCGCCGCUGGGAGCAGGCUCGCGCCGACCAGCUCAACCAGAUUCAGCACAAUUUGCUCGCCAACCUCAAUGCUCCCGAACGCAGCCGGGGAUGGGCCAUAGAGGCUGACCGGCUAAGCAUUGCCGACCCAGGCGCAGAUUCAGAUGAGAAUCAGGACGGCAUGAUUGCCACCAGUGUACCCAGGGACUGGAGCUGGAGCACCUUCUAG
Messenger RNA from Trichophyton rubrum CBS 118892, 888 nucleotides. RefSeq lists its product as uncharacterized. The coding region runs from base 1 to 888 and encodes 295 amino acids. The record is from RefSeq and is a predicted model, not a curated record. The transcript is spliced from 2 exons. Gene Ontology annotation, molecular function: metal ion binding. Lineage: Eukaryota; Fungi; Ascomycota; Eurotiomycetes; Onygenales; Arthrodermataceae.